AUGGCAUCUCCCGCCAGGACCAUGACUGGCACUCCUCGCAAAGAUAUUUCGAAUACCCCGCUGGUCAAAGGACGCACUACGAGGCGAGACGUUGAUCCAGAUAUGACGGCGAUAACCAACAAACUUGGCGCAAAUUCGCUCUCAGAUGCACAGAAUCGGAUCGGGCCCACGGGAACGACCGUCCGCAGGCCACAGCUCAAGGCCUGGGAGCAGGAACUCAUCGAAGGCAGUUCCGAGGUCAAACGCAAGGCAACCAUUACGCAACUCUACUUCCUUGACUAUUACUUCUCGUCUCUCAGUUACCUUGCUGCUCGAAAGGAGCGUCGUGCCAAGUUUGACGAGGAUACAGCUGCUCGACAACUAACUCCGGAUCAGCAAGAGAAAGAGCUGAAAAACUAUCUCGGCCGGGAACGUGUCCUACUCAGGAAGAGACGCACAAAGCUCAAGGUGGAUCAGUUUCAUAUCAUCGCCCAAGUUGGGCAAGGUGGUUAUGGUGAAGUCUUUCUGGCCCGGAAGCAAGACUCUGGAGAGGUGUGCGCUCUGAAGAAGAUGCGGAAAGGAACCCUCAUCAAGAUGGACGAAGCGAGGCAUGUUCUAGUGGAGAGAGAUAUCUUGACGGCCACCAAGAGUCCCUGGCUUGUCAGGUUGCUUUAUGCAUUCCAGGAUCCAGAAUUCUCAGAGACUUUAUUGAUCCCAAUCCCAAGUUACCUGGCCAUGGAAUACGUUCCAGGUGGAGACUUCCGUACACUACUCAACAACUCUGGAGUUCUCAAGGAGGAGCAUGCAAGGUUUUACAUCUCGGAAAUGUUCAUGGCAGUCACAGAACUACAUCGACUCGGGUAUAUUCACCGUGAUCUCAAACCCGAGAACUUUCUAGUCGAUGGUCAAGGUCAUGUCAAGCUUACCGAUUUUGGACUCGCAACUGGCUCGUUGGAUCCUUCGCGGAUAGAGUCUCUGAAAAGGAAACUGGAUCGAGUCAAGAACAACGAGCCUAUUGUCCGCAGCACCAUGGAGCGUCGUAGCCAAUUUGCCACUAUGCGUGCGAAUAAUCCAAGAUUCGCCGAUUCGGUUGUAGGAAGCCCGGACUACAUGGCACCCGAGGUCCUCCGAGGAAAGGCGUAUUCAUACUCUGUCGACUAUUGGUCCAUAGGUUGCAUCCUCUUCGAAUUCCUCGCAGGGUUUCCUCCUUUCUCUGGGCAGACCCAAGAGGAGACUUGGACCAACCUCAAAAACUGGACAAAAGUUCUUACCCGACCAACAUACGACAAACCAGAGGAUCUGAUCUUCAACUUGCGCGACGUCUCUUGGGAUCUUAUCACGAGGUUGAUUGCGCACGCCUCUGUUCGAUAUAGCACAUUCGAGCAGGUUACAACCCACCCAUUCUUCACGGGGUCGAAGACGGACUUCUCCAAACUGCGGGAGCGCACGCCUCCAUUCGUCCCCAGCCUCGAUUCCGAGAUUGACACUGGCUACUACGAUGACUUUACGUCACUAGAAGAUAUGGCCAAGUAUGCUGAAGUCCAGGCAAAGAAGGACAAUGUCGACAAGAUACGUUCCAAGGCUGGGGUGGAUGAGAGCAAGAGAGGUGUAUGGGUCGGGUUUACCUUUGGAAAGACUGGUGUCAGUCAGCAAACGCGACAUGCUCUGAGAGGAGGCGAGGUCAACGAGUUUGGGGAGACGGUAGAUGAUGCUCCAGAAGGCCUGUUUACCAUUUUUUAG
Messenger RNA from Serendipita indica DSM 11827, 1719 nucleotides. Lineage: Eukaryota; Fungi; Basidiomycota; Agaricomycetes; Sebacinales; Serendipitaceae. The record is from the annotation of a GenBank genome assembly.